AAUCACUUUUACUUGCUCCAUGUAAUGAUAGGUUUAAAAACCUGAUCUCUUUUUUUUUUUUUGGUAUAGAAAAGAAGGCAAAAACCUAAUCUUUUAAUUAAGGGUAAAUGGGUGCUUAUCCGUUAUCAUCAAUCAUCAUCUGUUCGGUAAAAAUCUUUGUUACUAUGUGUAACAAAAGAUUCCCUAGUAAAUAAAAAAAAAAAAAAAAGAGAGAGAGAGAAUCAAAUGGACGGAAAGAGUGAUUAGAAUCCCCAGAUUCUAUGCUUGAAAUCGGCCAAUGUUUGUUUUGAGUCCAGAAUCCCAAAAAGUACCAUUGCUCUAAUGUUAAAAACUUAAAAUAAGUUCCGCUGUAUGUUAGAAUUUCUGGUUAGGCAAAUUCCCGAUAGGAAAAGGUAACUUUGAAGUGUUGUUUGAUUCUUUCAAGCUCUGCAUCCAGUCAAAUGGCCUUGAGAGAAUGCAAUUCUAGCCUCAAUUAAUAAAUAAAUUCAUGGAAGUCAUCCAUUGUUCCAAUAAAUUCUCCUCAUUGACUUCCAGUGCAGCAAAACUGGAAAGAACAACAAUAUAGUGAGGACUUGAGGAAUAAAAAAUCCUACCCAAAAAUAGUGAUAUGACAACCGCUCCUUCACCGCCGCCGGAGCAAGCAGCCGGCCGGGAAACCCCUCAACAACUACCAGUAACCACCGCUCCCGCCGCCAAAAAGGUACCAAAGAAACUCACCCUCAUCCCUCUUAUUUUCCUCAUAUACUUUGAAGUCGCCGGAGGCCCGUAUGGGGAGGAGCCGGUUGUCCAGGCGGCCGGGCCUCUAUUGGGUAUUCUCGGUUUCCUCAUCUUCCCGUUUAUUUGGAGUAUCCCGGAAGCUCUCAUCACGGCGGAGCUCUCCACCGCCUUCCCCGGGAACGGCGGUUUUGUCAUCUGGGCUGACCGGGCUUUUGGCCCCUUUUGGGGAUCUCUGAUGGGGACAUGGAAAUUCCUGAGUGGGGUAAUUAACAUAGCUGCUUUCCCAGCUCUCUGCAUCAGUUACCUUGAGAAGCUUUUCCCCAUUUUUGCUUCUGGGCUUCCAAGGCGUUUGGCCAUUGUGAUUUCCACUCUGGUUCUUGCGUUUGUUAAUUACACUGGUCUUACUAUUGUUGGAUAUGUUGCUGUGGCUCUUGGGUUGAUUUCAUUGGCACCUUUUAUUUUGAUGUCUUUUAUUGCAAUCCCCAAGAUUCAUCCUCACAGAUGGAGUAGUUUAGGCCAGAAGGGUGUUAAGAAAGAUUGGAAUUUGUUCUUCAAUACUCUGUUCUGGAAUCUGAAUUUUUGGGAUAGUGUUAGUACUAUGGCAGGGGAGGUUGAGAAGCCCCAGAAGACUUUUCCAUUGGCACUUCUUUGUGCUGUGAUUUUCACUUGUUUAGGUUAUAUCAUCCCAUUGGUGGCUGUAACAGGAGCACUCUCUGUGGAUCAGAAUUUAUGGGAAGCUGGAUUCAUGGCAGAUGCGGCGGAAAUGAUUUCUGGGAAAUGGCUCAAAGUGUGGAUUGAAAUCGGAGCUGUUUUAUCCGCAAUUGGGCUGUUUGAAGCUCAAUUGAGCAGCUGCGCUUACCAAGUGGAAGGAAUGGCGGAAAUCGGGUUCUUGCCCAAGUUCUGUCAGUUGAAAUCCAAGUGGUUUAACACGCCGUGGAUCGGGAUCCUCUUGUCAACCGCCAUUGCGCUUGGGAUUUCUUUCAUGAGCUAUGAGUCCAUCGUUUCGGCUGCAAAUUUCUUGUACAGUUUGGGGAUGCUUUUGGAGUUCCUGUCUUUCCUCUGGUUGAGGUGGAAAAUGCCGACUCUGAAGCGGCCGUACCGGGUUCCGAUGGGCCUGCCGGGGCUGGUGGUGAUGUGCUUGAUUCCGUCGGGAUUCUUGGUGUUCAUCAUGGCAAUCGCCACCAAGACGGUGUAUUUGAUGAGCGGAUUGAUGACCGUUGGUGGGAUUGGAUGGUAUUUCGUGAUGAAGUUUUUUAAGUCUAAGCAAUGGCUCAAAUUUAGCGACGGAUAUGUUGAAGAAGAAGAUGAAUGACUUAUGGAAGAAGACAGUCAUCGUGUUUUAGCAAGUUGCUGUUGUAGUUUAGUUUAGUUUAGUUCUUUUUUUUCCUUUUCCUUUUUGUUUUCUAUGUGGUACCAUUGUGCAAAUUUAUUCCUUUUGUGACAUAAAAAUAGUUUACUUUAUUAAAAUAACAUAGCGUAAUUUGAUAACUAAAUUAUUCUUUUGGAACCGAAAAAGUUAAUUACAUUCAAAUAUAUAUCAUCAGUUUGUGUUCCUGAGAAAGAGUGAAGAUUCUUUAUUUGUAUGGUGGACGAGACAAGAAUCUAUUGGAAUCAAAUGACAGAGUCAGAAGGAUGUAAUGUAAAAGAACCAAACGUGUAGAAAAAAAUUUCUCUAUUGUAGGCAAUUUGUGUGGAAUGUGAUGUUAUAUUGUUAUGGGUUAUGCUUGCACACUUGUGAUUUGACUCUAUUUAAUAUAGUUUUUUUUUCCCAAACGC
Molecule: messenger RNA, 2493 nt
Organism: Oldenlandia corymbosa var. corymbosa
Lineage: Eukaryota; Viridiplantae; Streptophyta; Magnoliopsida; Gentianales; Rubiaceae
Source: the annotation of a GenBank genome assembly